UGCACCUUACUUAAAUAACCUUAGUUUUAAUGCAACCACGUGUGUAAUGACAUUUAAAUUUCCUCAUCGCUUGAAGAACGUGCAAAAUUAUUUUUGAAUUGGUUUAGGGAGAAAUUAAGGAAUUAACCCCGGUUUUAUUAAGGUUAACCUAUCCGGGGGGGUGAUGUAAUAAACGUGUGCACUUUCAAAGCUUUGUCAGUGUUUGCUUGAACGCGGAACAGUUCGCUUUAAAAAUAUUAAUAAACUCGUGGAAAAUGAGCGGUAACACGACAACAGUUUCCACACCAACGGAAAAUAAAUUAAUAACAAUCCCUCUAGAAAAUAUUGAAGAUGAAAAUAAAGAUGAGGUUAAGUUAAAAAAGGAAUUGGGGUUACUUGAAGGUGUUGCAAUCAUUUUAGGGAUUAUUUUCGGUUCUGGUAUAUUUAUUUCUCCGAAAGGAGUAAUAAAAGAAGUUGAUUCAAUCGGUUUCUCGUUAGUAGUAUGGGUGAUGUGUGGAUUUUUGUCUAUGAUAGGAGCAUUAUGUUACGCUGAAUUAGGAACUAUGAUACCAAAAUCAGGUGGUGAUUACGCCUAUAUUUACGAUUCUUUUGGUCCUUUACCGGCGUUUCUAUAUCUUUGGGCUGCAAACGUCAUCUUUGUUCCAACAACAAACGCAAUUAUGGGAUUAACUUUUGCCAAAUAUGUUAUCCAACCAUUUUUUGGGCCAUGUGAUUUACCCGAUACAAGCGCAACUUUAAUAGCUGCCGUAACGAUAUGCUUUUUGACGUUUUUAAAUGGUUACAAUGUAAAAGUGACGACUAAAAUGCAGAAUGUGUUCAUGUUCUCGAAAGUGGGUGCCUUAGUCUUGGUGAUUUUGAUGGGCGUUGUUUGGAUGAGUAUGGGGAAUGUGGAAAACUUUGAAAAUGCUUUCGAAGGAACGACCACAAACCCCGGAAAAAUUGCGACGGCGUUUUACUCAGGAAUCUUUUCGUACUCAGGGUGGAAUUAUUUAAACUUUAUGACUGAAGAAUUAAAAAAUCCUUUUGUGAAUCUUCCUCGUGCCAUUUACAUUUCAAUUCCUUUAGUUACCUUGAUUUAUGUUUUGGCGAAUAUGGCUUAUUUAUCAGUUUUAACGCCAAUUCAAAUGAUGUCGUCUGAUGCAAUUGCUGUGACUUUUGGUGAUAAAAUAAUGGGUAAUUUCGCUUGGAUAAUCCCUGUUUUAGUCGCAAUUUCCGCAUUUGGUGGUUUAAGCGUUCACGUUAUGGCGUCUUCACGCAUGUUAUUCGUUGGAGCUAGAAACGGACAUUUUCCGGCGUUGUUAUCGCACAUAAACGUUAAAAAUUUCACUCCGUUACCAUCGUUAAUAUUUUUAAACAUCUUAUCAUUAUUUAUGUUGGUAAGCAGUGAUAUUCACGCUUUAAUCACUUACUGCACAAUCGUUGAAUCAUUCUUUGUGAUGUUAUCUGUUGCUGGACUUCUUUAUUUGAGAUGGAAACGACCAGAACUUUCACGACCAAUUCGCGUAAACAUCAUCAUUCCCAUUGUUUUCGUUUUAAUUUGUUUGUUUUUGAUUGUUUUACCAUGUGUUGAAGCUCCAAAAGAGGUAGGAAUGGGAGUGCUACUAACAUUAUCUGGGAUACCGUUUUAUUAUUUCGGUGUAAAAUGGACUGAGAAACCUGAGUGGUUUCAAAAUUGUUUAGGGAAAAUUACGAUUGUGUCUCAAAAAGUAUUUUUGGCUGCUCAUGAGGAUUAACUAAACGUUAAAAUUGAUAAAAGAGGUUGUUUUUGUUUGGAUCAGUAUUAAAGAUAAGAUUUUUUUUUAAGUUUAAGGAUUUAUGAUUUAUUUUUGGUUGGUUAUUAUGAAAAUUGUACUUAAAU
Messenger RNA from Onthophagus taurus, 1858 nucleotides. RefSeq names its product solute carrier family 7 member genderblind (gene gb). Lineage: Eukaryota; Metazoa; Arthropoda; Insecta; Coleoptera; Scarabaeidae. Gene Ontology annotation, molecular function: L-amino acid transmembrane transporter activity. Gene Ontology annotation, biological process: amino acid transmembrane transport. The record is from RefSeq and is a predicted model, not a curated record. Gene Ontology annotation, cellular component: membrane.